CUCAUCCUCCCACCUCCACAUCCAAGGUCCACCAUGGCCUACGAGCCACAGAUGGACCUCACCCGCGAGCUCGAGAACCAGGCGGCCGUCGAGGCCGUCGCGGCCGCCGUCGCCGCGCAAGACGACUACCCCCCGCAGCCGGGGCACGGUCCGCCUCCGCCGCCAGCGUACGCUCGCGCCCGACACCCCUACCCCUUCGGCCCGCCGCACCGGCAGGCGCCCGACUCGCCGCUAUCCAAUUCGCAGCAGCUCCUGGUGCUCCGCGAGUUCUACGCGCGGAAUCCGAACCCCAGCAAGCGUGAGCUCGAGAUGCUGGCCGAGCGGACCGGCAGGCCGUGGAACAAGAUCCGCGAGUACUUCCGCCAGCGGAGGAACAAGCUGCGCGGAUUGAGCGACCUGGAGGCGAUGGAGGAGCCGGGGCGGGCGAGCAGCUGGCUGCAAGUCACGUAUCGUGCUGGACCGCCCACCGCCUCCGUAUCCCAGCUCGCCGUGUACAACGCGUACAAGACGCGUUUUGAUCCGUACACCACGUCCGCUCCGCUCCUCGGAGGGCAGGAGCUGAUCCAGCUCGCGUGCUCCACCUUCCCUGGCUGCGAGAUGGCGCGCGACGAAGGCGAUUACGUGCUGCGCGGGCUGCGGGAUAAGGACGGGGAGGUCGUUGAGGCCGAGUGGGACAGAGGCGUAGACGCGAUGGUCGAGCCUCUGCGGGGUACAACUUGGCUCCUUAGCAACUACCAGCACCAGGGAGAAGGAGGCGGACCCUCUCCAACCCAGGCGGAGCUGUAUACAGCGUACGCGGCGCGCUUCUCCUCCAUUGCCUCUGAGAACAACGAGGAGCAAACGGCCGAUCAGAGCGUGGACCAUUCCGUGGAGCAGAGCGUAGAUCAGAGCGGCGUCGAUCUUGCCGAGCUGGAUGCGGCCGAGCACGCUGAUCUCAAGGAUUUCGAGACCAACAUGGGCAUGGAGGGCGACAUGUUCCUGCCCCAGGACGCGGAACAUCAGCACGAGCAGCAUCAAUCCCACGAGCACAGCCAGAGCGAGCAGCAGCAGCAGGAGCAGCACGGACAGGAGGGACAGGACCAAGGGGAUGGGCAUGAGCCACAACCAGAACACCGGCCACCAACUCGGAUGCUCAACCCUGUUGAGCUGAUCGCGCUCACCCGCAUGACGUUUCCCAAGUGCGAGCCAGCAGUCGACGAGGACGGAAGAUUCGUCAUCCGCGGACUGGAGCGGCGCGAGGGGGUCGAGAAGGGGCGCGUGAUCAAGACGGCUGACAUGUUCCCGUUCGCGCUGGCAAACGCACCCGCUCCGUCCGACCCCGCACAUCCUUUCACCUCCUUACUCAAGCGUAAGCUCGCACUUCUCAAUCCUGAGCCAGACGAGCCAUCAAAGCGCCGUAGUGGCAUUGGGGUCAACAUUGCCGUCGACGCCGAGCCGGAGUUGACGGACGAGGAUCGCGAGCUGCUCGAUGGCUUACGGCGAUUCCGCCAUUCGAAGCUGGGGAGAGAGGUGCGUGACACAUGCGUGCAGCAGUAGGUACCACUGCAGGAUGGGGCCAUCAGCGCAGUCUGCAGGAAGUCAAACGAACAUUCAAAGAUGUAAAGUAUACUAUUAUUGCAUGUAACAAAUACCCUAC
Cutaneotrichosporon oleaginosum is the source of this 1636-nucleotide messenger RNA. RefSeq lists its product as uncharacterized. Lineage: Eukaryota; Fungi; Basidiomycota; Tremellomycetes; Trichosporonales; Trichosporonaceae. The record is from RefSeq and is a predicted model, not a curated record. Gene Ontology annotation, molecular function: DNA binding.